AUGGUGGCUGUAGAGGAGAAGAAGGAGAGGGAGGCUGCCCUGGCCAAGGCUCGGGAGACCUCGAAGAAAGCGGAGGAAGAGGGCCGUGCGGUCGCCGAGCUUGACAAGGAGAAGAGCCUCCUUAAGUCAGAACUCGCCUCUGCUCGGGAGGCCUACCGAGAGCUAAAGGAGGAGUGCGUGAAGAGCGAGAUCGCUCGGAGCGCCGCGGAGGAGGCGGGGAAGAAGGCCCGUGAGGACCUCGAGGCAGAGCGAAUCCGUUCUCGCAGUCUUUCUGACGACGUAGACCGUCUGAAGAUAAUGCUGUUGGAGAAGGAGGGAGCCAUCCUACAGGCGGGUAAGAUGAUCGAGGACCUGCAGGUCGAAAAUUCAGAUCUGGCUCGUUCCUAUAAGGAGAUCGAGAGGGCCAACACCGACUUGGUUGGUGAGAACACGGCUCUCGAAGAAAGGAUCCGCGGGCUCAAGGAUGAUCUCCUGGCCACCCAGGUCGACGCUCGCUCCACUAAGGUUCAGCUCGAGGGGGAGGUCGCUCUAACUAGUCAACUAAGGACUGCGAUAAUGUCCCACGGCUUCGUCACUGAUAUUUCCAAGAUCGAUGUCGAGAACGAGGAGAGGCUCCAUGCCUUGAUCGAUGACGCAGAGGUCCCUCGGGAAAGGUUGGCGAAGCUGUUCGAGACAGAGGUACUUCCUCCCGAGACUAGCCCAGGUGCAGAUGAUGGUGGUGAGGGCGGAGAUGUGGACUAA
Sorghum bicolor (sorghum) is the source of this 741-nucleotide messenger RNA. RefSeq names its product protein Spindly-like. The coding region runs from base 1 to 741 and encodes 246 amino acids. The transcript has 4 exons. Lineage: Eukaryota; Viridiplantae; Streptophyta; Magnoliopsida; Poales; Poaceae. The record is from RefSeq and is a predicted model, not a curated record.